Molecule: messenger RNA, 3135 nt
Organism: Callorhinus ursinus (northern fur seal)
Lineage: Eukaryota; Metazoa; Chordata; Mammalia; Carnivora; Otariidae
Source: RefSeq, a predicted model, not a curated record
UUAAAUAUUGUCUAUUACACCUUUCCUAAGCCCAUUUCCCAAGACCCGGUAAGUUUAGUGUAUAUCUUUUCUGAUUUUUUCCUAUGGAUAUUGCAAUAUACAAGAUCAGACUGUCAAAUCAUACUAACACAAAUCAGUAAUAUUACCUAGUAUCAAGUUUACUAAGUAUUUCAAGGAUAUAAUCGAUCAUGCAACUCCAAAGAAGCAGAGGUAUCUAGGACAUGAAAGAUGGCUCCUCAAACCAUGUUUUCCUAUGUUGGUCAUGCAUCUCUGACCCAAAAUAAUAGAUGAGGUUUCUAAGUGAGGGUCACCUCUCUCAGUGGGAGUAUUUAAAUUAUGAACCAUCUCCAUUUUAUACCUCCUAGUUUAUGUGACAUUCUUCAGAGAGCUAUGCCUCAUAGAUCCUGAAUUUAUUUACUACAGAUAAUCCUUAGCCAGGGACAUCCUGCUAAAGGCAUGUCAAAGAUAAGUUCCCUUUCUCCUAGCUAAUAUCAUUGGUCUCUUUAGUCAGAGGUCCAGAAGUCACCUACCUUCUUCCCUCCCCCCGCCCCAGGAAAGGAAGUAAAUGGGUUGCAGGCCAGCUCCUUUAACUCCCCCUUACAAUAAACAUAUAUGAAUAUAUUUAGGUUUUGGGUUCUGUAUGUUAAGUGUUUUUACACUAAAAUUGGAUUUUAGAUUGAUCAAUAGAUAGGUAAAUAGGUAGAUAGACUUCUACAUCAUUUCUUCCCCUUAAUGUAUCAUGGACGUUUCUCCACGACAGUACAUGUAGUUCCAACUCAUUCAUUUAAAUGGCUGCAUAGGAAGUACAAUUUUGAUGUUCCAUGAGUGGUAUCAUUUUUAUAAACUAGUGAAUUUCCAUAAAAUAAAUUUCAACUGUUAGGAACUUUUAGAUAGUAGUAUAGCCCUCAAGCGUAAAUGUGGUCAUUUUGGUGUAGAUUAUUUAUUCUGGUGAGAAAUACUUUGAACAAAAGUUCUGGAAAUUAAUAUGUGAAUAUGACUAUAGUUUUGAGUGGCUUAUCUGAGCCUUGUUUAGUGAGCCUUGCUUGUGAUCAUGUUUGUACCAACUGUGGAGGACUGUUGCCCGCCACAGGUAAAGAUGGUUUGUGGUUCCUCUAGGUGAUUUCCAGAUAACACUAGGGGUAUAGCUAGAAUGAGAGACUAUCUUAAAAUAAACUGCAUGUUUUGAAAUUGUCUGCUAUAAAACACAGAAAUGCCAAGGCCAGAUUUCUUAGCCCAAUCUUUCAAUAAAGUCCAGACUCCUACUGGUGACCCAGUAACUUCUCUUUCAGAAUGGUAUUUUCUGAACUGAAUAAACAUAUAUUACCAAAGUAAAGACUAGAGACUUACUAAAUGUUUUCAUACUGAAAUUUCAUUCUAAUUAGCAAAAAGCUAGUAUAUAGCCUUGCAGGCACUCAGGAAAUUAAAAUAUGAGAUGGUAUAUGAAAUGAUAUCUAUUUAAAGAUUGAAAAUAUUACCUUAAAUGUUUAAUAUGAUCUUCUAUCUUACCUCCCUUUAUUUUAUUCAUAGAUACCACGUUGAAUGAACAAAUAUUGAACUUUUAUAGUUACCCUUUGUAAAAGGAGUAUGGGGGGUAGGGAUAUAGUUUAAAUCGCAAAGGAUUUCACAUUAUGAGCUCCCCGGUUGUUGCGCAGUCUCACCAUGUGGGGAAAGCUCAUGCUAGAAAACUGAAGAAAUUAAUGGGUGACUAUGAUCAGAUUUCUUCACCAAGUUCUCAGCCUGAGAAGAGAAUCCCUUGUUGUCAACCUAAUGAAGCAUUCAAAGAAGACAUAUGACUCUUUUCAAGAUGAACUUGAAGAUUAUAUCAAAGUGCAGAAAGCCAGAGGCUUAGAGCCAAAGACUUGUUUCAGAAAGAUGAGAGACAACUGUUUGGAAACCUGUGGAUACAGAGAAGAGCUUGAUUACCAACCAAGGUAUAGAAUGUUUGAUCAAAGACGCUCAUCUGAAACUGGGCAGCCCUACCCAAGAUCAUGCCCUAGUUCACAAAAAGUGGAAAACCAGUUACCUCAGUGGCUACCAGCUUAUGACAGCAGACUAAGACUAGACUCCCUGAGCUACUGUCAAUUCACCAGGGACUGUUUCUCAGAAAAACCAGAACCCCUGAACCUUAGUCAGCGAGAGUCUAACUGUAGCUCAUACAGUGUAGAAUCUGGAGUUCACAAGCGCCUCUCCUCAGAAAACAGUGCCGGUGGCCAUCCAGCCAGGCAUAAACAGCUACAUCAGAAGGGGAAAAGACACCCGGAAGAAGGCAGAGACAAACCAGAGGAGGAGCGGCCCAAGCAUAAGAGAAAAAAAGGUUGCGCGGAAACAGAUUUAGAUAAACACAAGAACUUCCAAAGAAACAAAACACAGAUGGAAACAGUCAGGGUCAGUACAGAAAAGCUUAAGAAUCGAAAGGAGAAAAAAAGCCGAGAUGGAGCCUCUAAGAAAGAAGAACGUAAACGUAGAAAAGAGAAAAAGGAACAAGGUAAAGAAAGGACAGAGGAGGAAAUGCUUUGGGACCAGUCUAUCCUUGGAUUUUGAAGCUCUUGAGUUGGUUCUCCUGAGGUUAAAUUGAAAAAAUAGUUGAGGGGCCUGGUUUUCUGACGUUCACGUUCAUAUUGGUUCUUUCCUGUGAACAGGUACUGCAACUUCUAACAACAGGCCAAGUGACCACAAAGUAUUUAAUACGCUUACUCUCCAACAUGGAAAUUACUUUUCCUCAUAUUCUAAAAGCAUCCUUACAUUCUUAUAUAAUGUAAUUUCCCUUAAUGACAGUGGCUCUGAUUUUACUCAUCAAAUUGCUGGGAUGGUAGAAGUAUUUUUCCCUUGGGAGGUCAUUUAUUUUAAAUUGGAGUAUUAAUAGGCUUUGCAGAAUCUUUCUUGAUUGGGUUUGUUUUAGUUUUGGGUGGGGUAUUUUUAUAUUCAUUAGUUUUCUCUAUGACACAAUUUAGACUGAUUUUUUUUUCCUUUUUAGAUCUAACUUGCAGUGUAUUUUCUAGAUUGGAAGGUGGAGAAUGAAAUACAUUAUAAUAAUAAUAAGCUAAGGUUACAUAUAGUUUUAAAAGUUUCAAAGAGUUUUGAUGCAAAAUCAGUUUAUAUUCUGGAAAUAUUUAUAAUAAAGUGUUCUAAUUUCUG